UCGAGACUGGAAUUCUCUUGCGGCCGGAAACCCCCCAAACCUUAUCUUAACAUUGUGACAACAUAGUAACUGCGCUGUAGCCUACACAUUUAUUUUCUUUAGUAAGACACGCUGAAUAAACAAUAGCUUCCACGAUGAAUCCGGACAAAGCUAGCCCGUUCCCCUCUACCCUCACGGAGUCCCCGGGUCAAACGCCUCCCGGGACCGUUUUACUGCUGCGUCUGGUCGACUGCAGGAAAACACCGGGGCAGAAUGGAACUGAGAGAGAAGAAGAAGAGAAGGAAGAGGGAGAUUUGAUUUCAUUAAGGUACAGCCCAAACCGUUGCUCUCCCAGUGGGAGGGGCUUAUCAUCUGGAGAUCCUAAACAACAACGUGAUGCUGACAAGACGUCUCUCCAGAAGAGUCUCUUCAGAUCAGAACGUCUCAAUAGCUGUGAUCAGUGUGGGAAGAGCUUCAAACAAUCACAACACCUGAUUACACACCAACAAAUACACACAGGAGAGAAACUUUAUAGCUGUGAUCAGUGUGGGAAGAGAUUUGCUGUAUCAGAAAUCCUGACUACACACCAGCGCUUACACACAAGAGAGAAGCCUUAUAGCUGUGAUCAGUGUGGGAAGAGCUUCAAUCAUUCAGGACACCUGACUACACACCAAUGCAUACACACAGGAGAAAAGCCUUAUAGCUGUGAUCAGUGUGGGAAGAGCUUCAAUCAAUCAGGGACCCUAACUACACACCAACGCAUACACACAGGAGAGAAGCCUUAUAGCUGUGAUCAGUGUGGGAAGAGCUUCAAUCAAUCAGGGACCCUAACUACACACCAACGCACACACACAGGAGAGAAGCCUUACAGCUGUGAUCAAUGUGGGAAGAGCUUCAGGAAUUCAGGACACCUGACUAUACACCAACGUAUGCACACAGGAGAGAAACCAUAUAGCUGUAAUCAGUGUGGGAAGAGUUUUGCUAGAGAUUUCAACCUGACUAAACACCAGCUCACACACACUGGAGAGAAACCUUACUCUUGUCUAUGUGGAAAGAGCUUUGCUCAUUCAGAGUCACUGAAAAAACACCAGAAAGCCCUUCCCUCUCUGGCACCGGUUCAAGAUCCCUAAAUAAAGUUUCAUUAGAAAACAUCUUGCAAAGAGUCAUCUAUCUCCCAUUGUCUAACAGUUUACUCAGUCUGAUUACCAUGGUAACCUGUGUAGAUAAUAUGCAGCUCUGGAUCCAUAUGUAUCAGGCGUCUUGGAGUAGGAGUGGUGUGUGGUGGGGUGUUCAGAGCUCUAUCUUAUGUCAUUAACUCCUUGUCACAGCUGUUAAAGGAAGUGGACCAAGGGGCAGCGUGGUCAGCGUACAUUUUCUUUAUAUUUGGAAAAAUGACGCCAACAAAACAACCAUGAAGCUACAUGCUAUGUGCCAUAAACAAAAGUCAACUCCCCACAAAGACAAGUUGAAAAAAGGGCUACCUAAGUAUGGUUCUCCAUCAGAGACAACGAUAGACAGCUGUCCCUGAUUGAGACCUGACCUGACCUCGGGACGGAUUCCUCGCUCGUCCCUAAUCCACGGCUGUCCUACUUUAUCAGUGACGGAGACCAGACUGUUGCCCUUUGCCUCCCUCCUUAGGAGCUGUGAUAUUUAACAAUAACAUGUUUUGACAGAGUGGAAACUUUCUUCACUCCCUCUUGUCUCAGUAACUUUCCAUACACUUAGUUCUUAUCCACCCUCCAUUGACCCCAACAUAUACAUUCCUACAUGCAAAGUAAUCAAUAAGUUCCAGUCUGGUAACAUGAAUAGUUAGAUUUCAAGCUAGAAUCCAACAGUAUUCAUGUAUUCAAUAGAUCAAUAAAUUAAAUCC
Messenger RNA from Oncorhynchus nerka (sockeye salmon), 1849 nucleotides. RefSeq names its product zinc finger protein 239-like. Gene Ontology annotation, biological process: regulation of transcription by RNA polymerase II. Gene Ontology annotation, cellular component: nucleus. The record is from RefSeq and is a predicted model, not a curated record. Bases 135 to 1109 code for a protein of 324 amino acids. Gene Ontology annotation, molecular function: DNA-binding transcription factor activity, RNA polymerase II-specific; RNA polymerase II cis-regulatory region sequence-specific DNA binding. NCBI's taxonomy places the organism in Eukaryota, Metazoa, Chordata, Actinopteri, Salmoniformes, Salmonidae. The transcript is spliced from 3 exons.